Temnothorax curvispinosus is the source of this 1355-nucleotide messenger RNA. RefSeq names its product maf-like protein CPR_2112. The record is from RefSeq and is a predicted model, not a curated record. Lineage: Eukaryota; Metazoa; Arthropoda; Insecta; Hymenoptera; Formicidae. The coding region runs from base 252 to 869 and encodes 205 amino acids. The transcript has 5 exons. Gene Ontology annotation, molecular function: nucleoside triphosphate diphosphatase activity.
ACUCGCAACGGCUCGCGUUUACCGACCGGUGAAUGGUGCCGGCCGCGCCGCUAAUGUUUACGUUCGCGCGUUUUUCGCGCAUCACGUGUGACGUGUGUCGCGUGUCGUGAAUCGCGAUCAGUGUGGACCUGGUGUGGAGUGUGUGGACUCAGUGGACUUGUAGCUCGGACGACGUUUCGCGAGUUUCGCGCUGUAUAGCAGAAUAGCAGGUGUCAGUAACAAUAAUCGUCAGGCAAUAAGCGUCGCGCAGGAUGUUGGAGUCGACUAUCCAAGCCCUGGCAAGCGGCAGGACGAUCCUGGCCAGCGGUUCCCCGAGGCGACACGCCAUAAUGAAACAAUUGCGCAUAAACGCAGAAGUGGUGCCGUCCGUCUACGACGAGAACCUCGACAGGUCCAGGUACGAGGGACACGGGGAGUACGUUCAGGACAUAGCCAGGUACAAGGUGCUCGAAGUGUACGAACGUUUAAAAGCAGACCCGGUACCGCCGUCCUUGAUAAUAGGAGCAGAUACCAUGGUGACGAUGGGCGACGUCAUUUAUGGGAAGCCUCAGAAUGAAGCGGAAGCUUUCCGGAUGUUGUCCAGCUUGGCGAAUAAGCAACACGUCGUCUACACCGGGGUGUGUUUGAAAACACCGAAAGCCGAACUCCAGUUUCACGAGUCUGCUAGAGUGAAGUUCGGGGAUGUAUCGGAGAGGCAAAUAAGAGACUAUAUCAAAACUGGCGAUUCCAUGGACAAAGCAGGGGGCUACGGUCUUCAGGGUAUAGGGGGUUGCCUGAUCGAGAGAAUAGAGGGUGAUUAUUACACCAUAACGGGCCUGCCUCUGUACUCGUUGGCCAAGCAACUGAACCGAAUGUUCGCCAAUGUUUAGCGAGAAUAUCACAGCGUUUGCGCCUGUCAGUACCUGAACCAUUGUACCGUCGUUUCCUACAUGAAUAAAUUUUAUCACGCUAAAAGCCUCGUAAAUUUAUGAAUUCCCCUAUUUGUAUAUUUAAUAGUCCGAACGUUGCGGCUUAAUGGGCAAUAUUUAAGCGCGCGUUAAUAUUGAAUGUCGAGCUCAUUAACAUUCAUGAUUCGUAUCGCGCGCUGUCAAAGACACAAAGCGGAUCACUCGCCGGCAUUGUAAUUAAAUUAUCCAGCAUAAGGCCGUAUAAGUAUUCGUUCGAUGAAACUUUCUCCCUUUCGUCCCUGCUACAACAUAUUUUCUAAUGCUUUUCUAGAACUCGGAAACGAGUAUUCGAGUUCGCGAGCGUCGCAUUUAAAAAGAAUCAGAUUUUAUUUUCUUUUAUCCAAAAAAUACUUUGUUCAUCCACUCGUUAUUUAAACAGGAACGACGAAUUUUAUAUUAAAAUAUUAA